This is a messenger RNA of Notolabrus celidotus (New Zealand spotty), 1101 nucleotides long. Its product is annotated as serine-rich and transmembrane domain-containing protein 1. Gene Ontology annotation, cellular component: intracellular membrane-bounded organelle. The coding region runs from base 306 to 647 and encodes 113 amino acids. Lineage: Eukaryota; Metazoa; Chordata; Actinopteri; Labriformes; Labridae. The record is from RefSeq and is a predicted model, not a curated record. The transcript has 2 exons.
UCUUCCCUGAGUCAAACCCUCAGAUCUUGUGUGUUUGCCUUUUGAAUGUGAGCUCAUUCUGAGGGUUCAUGUCCUAGAGUGUCUACUCAAGCUGUAGUGCCUGCAUAUGUGUGUGUGUGCGUGUGUGUGUGUGUGUCACUGAACGACAGAGGGAGAGGAAGAGAGAGAGAGGGGGAGUGAGUGAGCAGACGAUCUCAGGGGCAACAGAUCCGGUUUGCUCGGCUGAAAGACGGAGCACAACGGGAGGGAUUUCUGCACGAUGUGAGGGCACACGAGGAGCUGCCUCACACAGAAUAAAAGCCAGGAUGUCAGGGAUGGACGUCCCGCUGGUGGACCAUAAUGAGACUGGAAUCCCUCCACUGGACAACGGCAGCUUUCUCCGUUUCUCCCCGACUUCUUCUUCCCCAUCUGCAGCUGCCUCAUCACCGGGACGUCAGGGCAACGUGUACGUUUACGUGUGGCUCUUCCUCGGCCUGCUGGUUUUCCUGCUGACGCUGCUCAUCAUCUCCCUCCACAGGCUGAAGAACAUCAUCUCUUCCUCCUCCUCGGUGCCUGACUGCAGCAGCGAGGGAGGGAGCUCCUUUACAAACAUGGAGAUCUGCAGCAUCUCAUCUCAGAGGUCAACGAUCUCCUCACUGUCCACCUGAGUGAAAUGGAAGGGAGCAUGAACAGACACACAGACAUGUGUUUGUACAGGUGCAUUAUGUAUGCAUGCGUGCAAACGACAGGCAGGCAUGUCCAGAACUUGGACAGCAUGACUUUACCCUUCUUGCAUGCAUAUUAUAACCCAGAUGGUGCCUCUGCAAAGACACAUGGGGAACAUACUGUAGCACACAAUGUGACGGACAUGCCUUAAAGGAUAAAGUGACUGAACUGAAGUUAUAUUUGAAGAUCUGAGACAGACACAACAAAAACUGUUUCCUCCUGCAGGAAAAUUCAAAUGAUGAACUAUUCUCUCUCUUUUUGUAAGAUUAAUUUCAUGUACUAUACUUUACAUAUUUACUGUAGAACAAAUAAAGUGAUGCUUUGUACAGCAUGUCUAAUAAUGUCUGUAGGCUACACUAUAUAAACAGUAUUACAAGGAUAAUAAAGAACACAACU